AUGGAUGCCAACGUAGUCCGCCCGGCCAUCACCGAGGCCUUGAAGACUGACUUCACGAAGACUGUCCACAAGGCUGUCUACCCCGCCAUCUCCCCGGACCGCCCGGAGCUCAGCCAGGCCGGCAAAACCUUCCUCAUCACAGGCGGUGGCAGCGGUCUCGGCUUCGAGAUCGCCAGGACCUUCGUGUCCGCCCACGCCGCUCGCGUCAUCAUCGCCGGCCGCCGCGCCGACGGGCUGGCAAAGGCUCGCAGGAAGCUCGAGGCUGAGGCCCAGAAGCUCUCGUCCCCUACCGUGAUUGUCGACAAGCCCUGCGACAUCGCCUGCGACGCCGAGGUCGACGCGCUCUGGACUGAGGCCGGUCAAGUCGACGUGCUGGUGCUCAAUGCGGCCAAGUUCCAGACCGAUGUCAACACGCUCGCUGACCUGGGCAUUGCCGAGACGUGGGCAACCUUUGAGGUCAACGUCAGGGCGACCCUGUACAUGGCCGAGAGGUUCCAUAAGCAGAGGACGUCCGAUGGGAAGCCAAUCCUUACCAAAUAUCUCAUCAACGUGUCGACGGCCGCCAUCCACCAGCUCGAUCCCACCCGCUACCCACGCUCGAUGCAGCUGCCCAGCUACUCCCUAACCAAGAACGCCGGCACGCUGUCCAUGCAGCUCUUCGCAGAGGGCGUCGACCCGGCCGAGACCCAAAUCGUGAGUUUUCACCCGGGUUUUCUCUUCACUGAGGUCUGGGCCGGCUACGGCGUCAGAAAGGCCGAGCUGCCCUUUGACGAUAUCGAGCUCCCCUCCGCCUUUGCCGUCUGGGCCGCCUCCUCCCAGGCCAAAUUCCUGCACGGUCGCUUUGUCUGGGCGCACUGGGACGUCGAGGAGCUGGCGUCAGGCGAGAUUAGGGGGAAGAUUGACGCGGACCACAUGCUCUUGAGGCUUGGGCAUGUUGGAAUCUAG
Molecule: messenger RNA, 945 nt
Organism: Colletotrichum graminicola M1.001
Lineage: Eukaryota; Fungi; Ascomycota; Sordariomycetes; Glomerellales; Glomerellaceae
Product: short chain dehydrogenase
Exons: 2
Coding region: 1-945 (314 amino acids)
Cellular component (GO): cytosol
Molecular function (GO): oxidoreductase activity
Source: RefSeq, a predicted model, not a curated record